ACUUCCAAUCAGUCCACAUUUGUUCACAUGUGAACUUAUUUUAAUAAGCUUCGAUCUUCUAGCUACUUCUUUAGAUAUUUUGUAGUCACGAAAUGUUAUUCAUUGUUUUAUACACGAUCGGAUCCAUAAUUGGUUAGAAAUAUGAGAUACUACAGGAAUUAUAACUGAUAUCGAAAGUUCGGACUAAAGGAGGCAUUCAAAGUUGCAUCACAUUUAUAUUACAACAAAGGACAUUUCAAUGACUAAAGACAAGAAGUUGAUCCUGCAUGCCGUGCACUGCAUCAACGUCCUGUCCAAAAUAUUGCACUGUAUUUUUUCUUACUUUGCCAAACACUUCAUUUAUACAAUAAACUUAUAAGGACUAAUGGCUGCCUACAUCAAUCGUACAAUGUCCAUGAUUGGAGGAGACAGCCACUUAAGAUCAACAGAUAUAAGAACUGAUAAUUCUCCCCUUCAGAUCUUUGUGAAAGCCAAGAAAAAGAUCAAUGAUAUAUUUGUGGAAAUAGAAGACUAUGUGCAGGAUACUGUGACAUUUAUAAAGACACUGAAAACAGAGCACAAUAUUGUUACGGGUGAAGAAGCGCAAACAAUUGAAAGUUAUGUUAACAAAGUACACGCAAUUCGAGAUGUUCUUAUGAGGGAUCAUAUGAAAGUGGCUUUUUUUGGAAGGACUAGCAAUGGAAAAAGUACAGUUAUUAAUGCAAUGUUACGUGACAAGAUUUUACCCAGUGGAAUAGGACACACAACAAACUGUUUCUUACAAGUGGAGGGUUCAGAUAAUGGUGAAGCAUAUCUUAUUACGGAAGGAUCUACAGAAAAGCAACCUGUCCAAUCAGUUGGUCAGUUAGGUCAUGCUCUCUGUAAAGAAAAACUAUGCGAGAGUCAUUUAGUGAGAAUAUUUUGGCCAAAGGAAAAAUGUUUACUGCUAAGAGAUGAUGUAGUAUUUGUUGACAGUCCUGGAGUAGAUGUAACACCUAAUCUAGAUGAAUGGAUCGAUAAACACUGCUUGGAUGCAGAUGUUUUCGUUCUAGUAGCUAAUGCAGAAUCUACCUUAAUGGUCACUGAAAAAAACUUUUUCCACAAAGUGUCUACAAAAUUAUCUAAACCUAAUAUUUUUAUUCUUAAUAAUCGAUGGGAUGCAUCUGCUUCUGAACCAGAAUUCUUUGAACAGCUGGUCAAAGAGCAAAAGGAGGUAAGGGCGCAACAUCAAGAACGGGCCGUAGAUUUCUUGUCAAGGGAAUUAAAAGUAUAUACCCCUAAAGAUGCAGAAGAACGAGUGUUCUUUAUUUCAGCAAAAGAAACUCUACAAGCUCGUAUACAAGAACAACGUGGACAACCUGCUCAUAAUGGUGCAUUAGCAGAAGGAUUCCAAAAUCGCUACUUCGAAUUUCAAGAUUUCGAACGAAAAUUUGAAGAAUGUAUUUCCAAGUCUGCUGUGAAAACGAAAUUCGAACAGCAUUCUCAACGUGGAAAACAUAUUGCUACAGAAAUUCGACAAACGUUAGAUGAAAUAUUAGAUAGAACGCAAAAGAUGAAGAACGAACAAUUACACGUUAAGAAAGAAGUACAUGACAAAUUAAAUUUCACCGAACAGCAGUUAAUGUUACUGACCCAAGAAAUGAAGGACAAAAUUCAUCACAUGGUAGAAGAUGUGGAACAAAGAGUAUCGAAAGCUCUAAGUGAAGAAAUUCGUAGAUUAGCUGUACUCGUUGACGAAUUUAGUGUUCCUUUCCAUACUGAUCCAUUAGUUUUAAAUGUAUAUAAACGAGAACUCCACACUCACGUGGAAAACGGUUUAGGUUCUAAUUUAAGAGCGAGACUUAGUACUGCGCUUGCUUUGAACAUAGAAAAUUCACAAAGAGAAAUGACAGAACGAAUGGCAAACUUACUGCCAGAAAAUAAGAGGCAAAUGUCAUUAAACAUUUUACCAAGAAGGGAGCCAUUCGAAAUUUUGUACAGAUUAAAUUGUGACAAUUUGUGUGCUGAUUUUCAUGAAGAUUUAGAGUUCCGCUUCUCUUGGGGAAUUACAGCCAUAAUUAAUAGAUUUGCAGGAAAGCAAGGGAAGAAACUAGCUAUUGCUAACUACCCGCAGGAUAUACCACCUCCUAUUAUGAGUCCUGCAGAAAGUAUCGAUUCUUUAAAGUUGAUGUCAAGUGCUCCUUCAAAUUUCCCACAGAGGUCAGAAGAUUGGUCACUGGCUACCAAAAUCGCGGUAGCAUCUAUCACGUCGCAGGGUACUAUGGGAGGACUCAUUGUUGCUGGUUUUAUGUUGAAAACGAUUGGUUGGAGGCUUAUAGCUGUAACUGGUGCUAUAUACGGUGCUUUAUAUCUUUAUGAACGGUUAACAUGGACUAAUAAGGCAAAGGAGCGUGAAUUUAAGCGUCAAUAUGUAUCUCACGCUACAAAGAAAUUGAAAUUAAUUGUGGAUCUCACAUCAGCAAAUUGUAGCCAUCAAGUGCAACAAGAGCUGUCUAGCACAUUUGCACGUCUGUGCCAUUUAAUAGACGAGACAACAACUGAAAUGGUCUCUGAGUUGAAAAAUAUCGCGAGUACAAUUCGAAUACUUGAAGAAGCAACCAGUAGCGCUAAGGUUUUACGAAAUAAGGCUAAUUAUUUAACUAAUGAACUCGAUUUGUUUGAUGCGGCAUAUUUAAAGUCAUUGAAUUAAGCAUAGAAUGACAUUAUUUGUAGGGAAAUAAUGCAGGUUAUUAAAAAUCGAUGUUAAGGACAUCGUUUCGUGUUUCGGAAAAUGUAUCUAUGCAUGCCAAAGUGAUUAAAAUAACAUAACGCUGCGAACAAAUUAAUAAUGAAAUGUUAAUUGCAUGUCUAGGUGUGUUUUCCCAAACAACCAGUUGUGCGUACAAAGGGAAUGUUUUUACAAAAAAACCUUAUCUAGUCUUAAAUAUGCAGGCAACCUUAUCUCCUAACUUUAUUAAUCUAAAUUUUUAAUGAAUUUGUUAUAGUUUGAAUAGGAAAUUUCUUUUGUAUCAAAAUCGGCAAGAAAAUCUUUCAUUCAUGAACUAUCAAUGAAUUUUUGAAUGUAUUUUGUUUUUAAUAAUCUAUUUUGAAGUGAAUCAUGCUAAAAGAUUUUUUUGCUAAUAUAAAGCGAGUGUUUUAAUAUAAAUGUUAUAAUGUAAUAUUGCAGAGAUACAUGA
This is a messenger RNA of Megachile rotundata (alfalfa leafcutting bee), 3155 nucleotides long. RefSeq names its product Mitochondrial assembly regulatory factor (gene Marf). Gene Ontology annotation, cellular component: mitochondrial outer membrane. Gene Ontology annotation, molecular function: GTPase activity; GTP binding. Lineage: Eukaryota; Metazoa; Arthropoda; Insecta; Hymenoptera; Megachilidae. Gene Ontology annotation, biological process: mitochondrion localization; mitochondrial fusion. The record is from RefSeq and is a predicted model, not a curated record.